UUCAUUAAUCAAGCCCUCAAAAUAAAUGACUUCCGCUUCGUGAUUUGUCAUACAAAAUUUUGUGUAAUUAAAAAUGCAUAAGGAAAACAUUUUGCUUACAUUUUGAACCUGCGAAGGAAAUCCAUUAAAUGAUGACAACAGAUGUACAAGUAAAGAUUGAGCUUGGUCAUCGAGCGAGUCCGAGGACAAAACCCACCAAAGAGGGCUUCACACAUGACUGGACGGUCUAUGUGAGGGGCCCAGAGCAGUACAAUAUCUCGAACUUCGUGGAAAAAGUUGUUUUUACCCUGCACCCAUCAUUUACUAAUCCAAAAAGGGUGUGCAAGGAGCCGCCAUAUCAGGUCCAGGAGCAUGGCUAUGCUGGCUUCAGAUUGCCCAUCGACAUAUACUUCAAGAGCAAACAAGAACCUCGAAAAGUCCACCUGGAAUACAAUCUCUUUCUUAACACUGCAGACCCAGUCAGCCACUCACGCUGUGAGAAGCUUACCUUCCAAAACCCAACAGAGGAGUUCAAGAAAAAAGUCUUAAAGUCUGGAGGGGUUUUGAUGCUACCACAGGAGGAAGCCCAGUUCAAGGAUUUGUUUGGGCCGCCUAUCAAAACCACUCAGAUUGAAUCUCCAAAGAAACCCAAAACUUCCACUAUAUCAUCAAAGGAUAAACCACCUCGCCUAAGCCUAGAUGAGGGUAUCAAGUCAAGCCAUGGAUCAAGCAGUGGGGCUAGCAGUAAGGGAAAGGACCGGGACGGCAAGUCUGCUUCCUCCUCCCGCCUGGACAAGGAGACCGACAGCAAGGACAAACCCUCCAAGGACAGGCACUCUAGUAAAGAUUCGUCUUCCUCAUCCUCUCGCAAACACACAGAGUCAUCUGCCCCUACUUCAUCAUCUUCCUCUUCUAGGAAGAGACAUUCACUGUCUCCUACCAGGCACUUGUCUGGAAAAAAACUGAAGAGGAGCUCUUCAUCUUCAUCAUUUUCAGAAAAGAAAAGCAAGGAAAGGGACAAAGAUAAGGAUGCUGAGAAAGAAAGGGAUAAAGAGAGGGCAAGAGAACGAGAAAGGGAAAAGGAGUUGGAAAGGGAAAAUGAACGAGAAAGAGAAAGAGAGAAAGAAAGGGAGCGAGAGAAGGAAAGAGAGCGAGAGAAAGAAAGAGAACGAGAAAAGGAAAAGGAGCGCGAGAAAGAAAGGGAACGAGAAAAAGAAAGGGAACGGGAGAAAGAACGGGAGAAAGAGAAGGAAAGAGAAAAAGAAAGAAAAGAAAAGGAGAAAGAACGAGAAAAAGAAAGGCAAAGGGAGAAAGACAGGUACAGGAAGGAAAGAAGAGAAAAGGAAAAUGAAAGUAGAAGUGAAAAGUCUCAUAAAAAACAUUUUAGAAGUGAAAAAGCAAAGAUCAAAGACAUUGAUGAAAGCAGCCAAAUGUCAGAAAACAGAAAGGAAUCUGUCAAAAAGGACAAGGAGCAUUCACCAGAAGAAAUUAAAAGGAAAGCAGAUAAAGAAAGAAUGAAAGAAAUUAGUCAUAGAAAAAGUAUAAGUCCAAAAGAAAUGUCAAAAAAAGAUGACAAAGAUACUAUUGGCAAUACCAUACCUGAAAAAACAAGUCACAAAGUAAAACCAUCACAUCAUCCAAGAGACAAAAAGGCAGAACACAAGUCAGCCAGUAGAGAAGACCGGACCAUUCAUGAAAAACUAGAAACAGUAAAACCAACUGAGCAUAAAAAAAGUGUAGAAAAAGAAAAGCCAAAACAAAAAAAAUCAUCAGAAUCCUCCCACAGGCAGAUGUCUUACAAACACAAGCACAAACAGUUAUCAAAGGUGACAUCACGGGAACUCAAGCAUGAUCUUUCCCUGUCUGAUGACUCAGACUCAAGUUCCGUGGUCAGUUCCAUAUCCUCGUCGACAGCGACAACUGUGGGUCGAUCCCGGAGUGUGUCCCCAGUUGUGCUCUCAGAAUGUGAGGUUGAGGAGCCUUUGAGGCCACACAGUCCCAGUCCCACCUCCAGCCCGCCCUCAAGUCCUGCCAGUAGCAAGGCCUCCACUGCCAAUAAGAGUGCCCUAGGCAAGUUGAUAGAUCAGCUUAGUGAAGAAGAGUCGGAGGAGGAGGUUGACCCUGACCCAGUGUUCACCAACCACACCUCUCCCAGGGGCACCAUCUUAACCCCGGAGGAGGGCAGGCAACCAGAGGGACAGGGCAAACCUGACUUGAGACCUGGUGAACAUUCCAGCAGGAGACAACGUAAGAGAUCCAGUGAGCAGGGUUUGAAACCAGCAUCGGAGCGUUCAAUUGUAAAGCAUGAGAGAUUGAUCCACAGUGAGAGUUCUGGGUUUGACAUUGAUGGUUAUCACACCUCCGAGGUAAUUCCCAAUAGGCCUGGGGGAAACAUGAAUAUUGGUGAUGAGGCUCCACAGGGCGCUUACGCUUCUCCAAACGGGGAAGAUCUCACUGAUCUUGUGGCCCUACAGAGACAGCUUAUGACGAUACAAGACCCGGCAGUGCUCGUCAAGGUAGUCCUGCUGAUUAAGAAAGUGGGCAAGUUUAGUGUUGGUAGCUCCACAUUUGACUUUGAUCUUUGUGCUCUGGACAGUGCAACUAUACAGCAAAUACGCAACUUUAUCAGUCAGUGCUAGUGCAAUGUGCUAUUUUUUUGUUCAAAUAUAACAUGUAUGUUUUCAAAAGUAUUGUUUAGGUUGUUAAUGAUUUCACCGAUUUUUUUAUGAUGCUAAAAGCAUUCAUUACGUUCAUUAUGUAUGAAUCAUGUACACAAUCACUAAAGUCAAUGUUAAAAAAAAUUUAACAAAUAUACAAAUGCAACUUUAAGAAGUCUUAAUUUUACCCAUUUGAGUUGUAUUGUCAUGUAUACAUGCAUUUUCCUAUAUUUUGGAUACAACAACAAAAGCUUUUACACUUACACAGACAUGUGCUAGGAACAUGUGUGUUUACAUUAAAAGAGUGCAAAACAAUACCGUAAAUCUUCACUGUGGUACUAUUAUUUAUUUUGUCAAAAGAAGCUAUUCCUUGUCUAUUUGUUUGAUUUUUUCCCCAGUAUUUUCCACAACCAUUAGGAGUUAUAAAAACAAAUAUUUUCUUUCAUGAUACAGCAAAGCUUGAAGAUAUCAUAAUAAAUACAUGUGAAUAAUGA
Messenger RNA from Mya arenaria, 3130 nucleotides. Its product is annotated as protein AF-9-like. The transcript has 6 exons. The coding region runs from base 129 to 2618 and encodes 829 amino acids. NCBI's taxonomy places the organism in Eukaryota, Metazoa, Mollusca, Bivalvia, Myida, Myidae. The record is from RefSeq and is a predicted model, not a curated record. Gene Ontology annotation, biological process: regulation of DNA-templated transcription. Gene Ontology annotation, cellular component: super elongation complex.